Molecule: messenger RNA, 1432 nt
Organism: Drosophila serrata
Lineage: Eukaryota; Metazoa; Arthropoda; Insecta; Diptera; Drosophilidae
Gene: Phm
Product: Peptidylglycine-alpha-hydroxylating monooxygenase
Biological process (GO): peptide metabolic process
Cellular component (GO): extracellular region; membrane
Molecular function (GO): copper ion binding; oxidoreductase activity, acting on paired donors, with incorporation or reduction of molecular oxygen, reduced ascorbate as one donor, and incorporation of one atom of oxygen
Source: RefSeq, a predicted model, not a curated record
UGGGCCGAGCCUACGUGUGGGAUAGAGAACAAUAAAACGCGUAUUCUCUUCCACAUAGGAAGGUUUUUCUUUUUGUUUUCUCAUUACAAGUUGAGGCAUAAAUACAGAGAUUCCAAAAUGUCUCGAAUAUCCAUUUCGGGAAUGCACCUUUCUCUUGGAUAUAUUCUUAUCAGCCUGAUAGCUGUGAACGGCCUUGUGGAGCAGGGGAUGUACCAGAGCUCGAGGAACCAACGGAAUCUCGAAACCAACUCGGCAACAGGCAUCACGGGCUCCUUUCCUUUCCUGAUGCCCAAGGUUUCCCCGCAAACUCCGGAUCUGUACUUGUGCACCCCCAUCAAAGUCGAUCCAACUACUACUUACUAUAUUGUUGGAUUCAAUCCCAAUGCCACCAUGAACACGGCCCACCACAUGUUGCUCUAUGGAUGCGGCGAGCCCGGAACUACAAGGACCACUUGGAACUGCGGAGAGAUGAACCGAGCUUCGGACGAGGACUCGGCCAGUCCCUGUGGACCACAUUCAAACUCUCAGAUAAUUUACGCUUGGGCGAGAGACGCUCAAAAGCUAAACUUGCCCCCGGGAGUUGGCUUCAAGGUUGGCAAAGACUCACCGAUCAAGUACUUGGUACUACAAGUCCAUUAUGCCCACAUUGGCAAAUUCAAGGACGGUUCAACUGAUGACUCCGGUGUGUUCCUGGACUACACAGAGGAGCCGCGAAAGAAGUUGGCCGGAACACUGUUACUGGGCACCGACGGUGCGAUCCCAGCCAUGAAAACGGAGCAUCUGGAAACGGCCUGCGAAAUAAAUGAGAAAAAGGUACUGCAUCCGUUCGCAUAUCGGGUUCAUACCCACGGCCUGGGGAAGGUGGUUUCGGGCUACAGGGUCCGAUCGAACAGCGAUGGCGUGCAGGAAUGGCUGCAGCUUGGCAAGCGCGACCCGCUCACGCCGCAAAUGUUCUACAACGCAAGCAGCACUGAGCCCAUCGUCGAAGGAGACACGAUUGCCGUGCGUUGCACCUUGCAGAGCACCCGUAAUCGCGUCACCAAAGUCGGUCCCACGAAUGAGGACGAAAUGUGCAACUUUUAUCUCAUGUACUAUGUGGAUCAUGGCGAGACUUUGGACAUGAAGUUCUGCUUUAGCCAGGGCGCUCCCUACUAUUACUGGUCGAACCCCGACACUGGCCUGCACAACAUCCCACAUAUCGAGGCGAGCACCUUGUAAUUUGCCGUCAAGUCUGCGCUCGGAAAGUGAAACGAAUGUAUACUAGUUUACUGUCUGGAUUAUGAUUUCGUUGUGCCGUACUUCGGCCGUAUGCUGUAUCUCCUGUUCUGUUCGUCGAUUCCUGUUGCAGAGCGACCACCAAUAAUUAUUUAUGUAAAAAUAUAUAAUAUGUGUACGUGUAAAUAAACAUAUGUAGAUACUUCGCAACCCCCAA